Polyodon spathula (Mississippi paddlefish) is the source of this 3248-nucleotide messenger RNA. RefSeq lists its product as uncharacterized. The transcript is spliced from 5 exons. Lineage: Eukaryota; Metazoa; Chordata; Actinopteri; Acipenseriformes; Polyodontidae. The record is from RefSeq and is a predicted model, not a curated record. The coding region runs from base 1224 to 1916 and encodes 230 amino acids.
UGUGACGCGUAUCAGCCAUUUUAGGUUGUUUGUUCUUACAGGCUCUGUUAUUCAGAACAGAGAGAAACAUACCGUUGGAACUGAGGACAGACAAUUGAGCAAAAACAUCAUUUUAUUAAUUCAUUGUAGAGUAUGGGUCCGCCAGGGAGCAGAAACUGCUGUGUAACAUUUGAAGGAAUGGAGGAUUUCGGCUGGUUGGUCAGUUUAUCUUGACAUGGCUUACCGGAGGAUGGGGGCCAACGUUUAAAAGAAGAAGAAAAAAAAACAGAAGUAAAACUAUUUAAAAAUAAGAAAGUGAAAACAGAACUGAGUCGACUUUUCAAUGAUAAUUUAAGAAAGGAUAUAAUUGAUGUAUAACCUGUAGCCAUGGCGUUACUGUAAGAGGUUACAACAUGUCGAAAUCUACUGUACCUAAGCUUAAAAAAACGGAACUAGACAGAAUGUAAAAAACAGAGAGCCAUUACUCACAGGCCGGGAUUACGUUGCGUGGUACGGGGAGAUAAGAUGUAGUUGUAUAGUCUGAAAGGGCUCGUAACAACCACCGCUAUAAUUACGAUUACUAAGGUAUUGGUAAUGCUGAUGAACUCAGUAAUGACUUAUCCGUUUUUUUCCUUUUCCUCUGCUGGUGUCAUCUUUGUUUGGCAUGUGCUUGCAUCUGCCAUGGUCAUUUCUACCCAUCCUUUAAUUUCAUGUUCAUAAGUCACUUAAGACAAAAAAAUAAGUAACACCAGCCAUGAAUGAGGUUGGGAGAAGCCAAACAUGUGUACCUAUUGUUUUAUAUUUGGUAGCAGUUGUGUAGGCAUGGAUUUGGCAGCAUCCUUUCAGUUAUUGCCAUUUGCAUUUAUAAAAAUAAAUCGCAGCAUGGUUUGAUUUGGGUUUUUUUUCCCGGUUGCUUUCACACUUACUGUUUUAUUCGGACCCGUUGUUGUGACACUGAAAUAUCUUUUUGGUGGACUGUUGAGUUAAAUUGUAGUUUUUCAACAUAAAAGUAUGAUUUCAUAAUUUUAAAAUAUAGUAUAUAAACAACACUCGGUAUCUUUUCCAUCAUGACUGGAAAAAUGACUUAAAUUCUUUAUAACAGUCCUGUCCUUUAGAUGUAGAAUGGGACUUAAGUAGUGUAAGAAACAUUCUUACUCCUAGUUUCUCAGAAGAAACUCGCCCCCUGUCUCAAAUUAAAAAAAAAAUAAAUGAAUAAAAAAAGCAAACGCCACCAGUAAUUCACAAUGGGGGACCCAACCUCCCGAAAAAAACAAACUAUGAACCGACUUCGUGCUCAGCUUAGGAAGAAAAAGGAAUCGCUAGCUGAUCAGUUUGAUUUUAAGAUGUACAUUGCCUUUGUAUUCAAGGAUAAGAAGAAAAACUCUGCGCUUUUCGAAGUAGCUGAAGUGGUACCAGUUAUGACCAAUAACUAUGAGGAGAAUAUUCUUAAGGGUGUGCGGGAUUGCAGCUACUCUUUGGAAAGUUCCUUGGAGCUUCUGCAGAAGGAUGUUGUGCAGUUGCACGCACCUCGCUACCAGUCCAUGCGCAGGGAUGUCAUAGGUUGUACCCAGGAGAUGGACUUCAUCCUUUGGCCUCGCAAUGAUAUAGAGAAAAUAGUCUGUCUCCUGUUUUCCAGGUGGAAGGGAUCCGAUGAUGAGCCCUUUAGGCCUGUUCAGGCCAAGUUUGAAUUUCAUCAUGGAGACUAUGAAAAGCAGUUUCUGCAUGCACUGAGCCGGAAGGACAAGGCAGGAAUUGUCAUGAACAACCCUAGCCAUUCGCUGUUCCUCUUUAUCGACAGACAGCACUUGCAGACUCCAAAAAACAAGGCCACAGUUUUCAAGUUGUGCAGCAUCUGCUUGUACCUGCCGCAGGACCAGCUGACCCAGUGGGGGGUGGGAAGCAUUGAGGACCACCUCCAUCCCUACAUGCCAGAUUAGGAUCUGGGCCAGCAAAACGGGGAAGAACACCGAAAAUUACAACAGCAAAUUCUCACUUUUUCAUCUCCACAGAGUUUUUAGAAGACAAGUGAACUUGUGCUUGGAACACUUAUGUUAACAAUUCUCAUUCAUCCUGGAUCUAACAUUUUAUGAUUCAUUUUAUUUUUAUUUUGCGCUUUUUGUUUAGCUUUUUUAAACCCAUUUGUAUUGCUGAACUUUUGUUCAUUUUUUUUUCCUUGCAUGAACAUUGUGGUUUGCUUUUUGCAGUAGUGUUAUUUUUGUAGAAAUAACAAUUAUACACACAACAGGAACAAAUGUCAAAUCUUAAGGUGGUCUUCUCAUUUUCUGCUGGUCAUGUACACUUGUCAAAAGCUAUACACUCUAAAUGUCAGUAUUUACACAGGAUGAUGGAUGAAUCAUAUCAGAGAAAUAUAGAAAUGAGUGAAGGCAUACAAUCAAAACAGGUGUAUUACUGUAUAGCCUAUUCUAAAUCCUGAAACUGCAUUGGAACACGAGCAGCUAAAGUGGGGUGGGGGAUAUUUUGGGUUCAGAGAUUUUUCUUCAAUGUAGGCAUUGUGGCUGCUUUUUUAUUUAUUUUUUUUUUUUGCUGUACACAAGUGUCUAGAAAGAUUGGUUUACGUCUUGCACAUGUUAUCGAAAGGCAGACCCUAAAAAAGACCAGAGAUGUAAGAAGCUUAAAAAAAGGUAGCAAAGAUAAUUAUUCUGGUGCAAUGUUAUUGUAAUGCAAAGUUCUAACUGCAAAACUGCUUAAAAUGAUUAAAAAAAUAUUUUUAAUGGAUACGGUCACACUAAUUGUUACCAUACAAGAAAGAUAUGCAUAACAUUCUAGCUACUGAAAACAUGAUAUGUACAGAUUAACAUGUGGGGGAGAUGCAUUUGCAAAACAGCUGAGGUACCGAGCAAUUCUAAACUGUGGUCAAAAAAUGGGAGUGCUUAAAUUUAAGCAUAUUUUGACAUGCAUAGCUCUAACAGUGUAAAUGUCGCCGUGCUUUAUUGGAAUAGGUAUUUGUAAGAUGGCUUUACUGGGAAUAAAAGCAUGAAUCAUUUGCAAAUUUAAAGUUGCCUUCUGUUAUAAAUUUGAAAGUAAAGUAAUUUGAAAUAAAGGGUGAAAAUAAUGUUUCUAAAUGGUUCUGUACAUUUAUUUCCUAUGUUAUUAACCAAGGCACAGUAGCAAGGGAUUACAAAUAGUUUAAUAACUUGUCUCUUGUUCAAAAAGUCAAGUUCUUAUUUCUGUGUAGGUGAUCACAUAUCCACUUAUGUUUGGCAUGUUCCUAUUUAGCUAAUAGUGUUUAAAUAAAAACUAUUUCUUGG